CCUGCCCAGCGGCGCCUCCCUCUCCACCCACAUGACGGCCGGGGCGGUGGCCGGCAUCCUGGAGCACACGGUCAUGUACCCCGUGGACUCGGUCAAGGUGGAAGUAGAGGUUGAAAUAAUUCUGUGAGCAUUUAUGUAGGAGAGUCCUCACCCUGCAGAAGAGGAGAGGAAAAUAUGGAAGUUUUUGCAGAUUCCGAACUUGGGAAGAGACUGGUUCCUGGGCUCUGUGCCAACAGAGGUGCACUUCUCUUUUGUGAAAGAGCCCCAAGGGCUUAGGCUGUAGCAGCCCCUGCUGGCAUGACGAUGGAAUGUCUGCAGUAUUGACCCGAAUGCAGAGUUUGCAGCCAGAUCCCAAAGCCCAGUAUGGGAGUGUGUAUGGGGCCCUGAAGAAGAUUAUUCACACUGAAGGCUUCUGGAGGCCUUUACGAGGAAUUAACGUCACCAUGCUGGGGGCUGGCCCUGCCCAUGCAAUGUAUUUUGCCUGCUAUGAAAAAAUGAAAAGGACUUUAAGUGACAUUAUUCACCAUGGAGGAAAUAGCCACCUGGCCAAUGGGAUAGCUGGGAGCAUGGCCACAUUGCUCCAUGAUGCAGUAAUGAAUCCAGCUGAAGUGGUGAAGCAGCGGAUGCAGAUGUACAACUCCCCCUACAAAACAGUCCUGGAGUGCAUACGGACAGUGCAUCGGACUGAAGGACUGGGUGCCUUCUACCGGAGUUAUACCACGCAGCUCACCAUGAACGUCCCCUUCCAAGCCAUUCACUUCAUCACAUAUGAGUUCAUGCAGGAGCAAAUCAACCCACGCCGGGAAUACAACCCCCGCUCGCACAUCCUCUCUGGUGCCAUCGCGGGAGCUGUGGCUGCCGCUGCCACCACACCCCUUGAUGUCUGCAAGACGUUGCUCAACACUCAGGAAAACAUGGCCUUGAGUUCGGUGAACAUCAGUGGGCAUCUCUCAGGAAUGGCCAAUGCUUUCAGGACAGUUUAUCAGCUGGGUGGUAUCCCCGGGUAUUUCCGAGGGGUGCAGGCUCGUGUCAUUUACCAGAUGCCUUCGACUGCCAUCGCGUGGUCAGUGUAUGAAUUCUUUAAGUACUUCCUUACGAAGCACAAGCUGGAAAAAAGAGCUCCUUAUUGAAAGACUUGACUAGAGCGAGCCUAAGGUUCAGAUGACAUUUGUAUAGACUCUGAGGGAUUCGCUCGUGUUGUGAAACAUGCAAGAUUUCUUGUGGAUUCACAAUUGAAUUUCACUUUUCUGUCAUUGGGGGCGAGGGGAAUUAAGUGGUCAUUGGAGAAAUUUGGCACCCUCUUUGCUAGAAUCUGAAGACUUUAAAAAAAAUAUUUAUAGCUUUAGAGAAGUGAAAUUACUGAUAUUUUUUUUCCUCUGGAUAAGCUCUAAGAUGUAGUGUUACCACUUCACCAGAAAACUUAGACUGCACCGGGGGGGAAAAAUGGUAUUGUGAGAUAUUUUAUAGCAAAGAAAUUAAAUAUCCUGUCGCUGAACAAACUUUUAUAUUUGACAUAAUAUAAAAUAGAUGGAUAAUGUUUAUCCUUUAUUUUUCUAUGUAGGAAUUUUGUUUUAAUACUAUUACAGCUGGAAGUUGAGCUGUUUAAAAAAAACAAACAAACUGAAUUCUUCCAUCAUGACACGUAAGAACCAAAGCAUUUAUUUUUGUUUAGCCAGAAUGGCUUUAAUCAUAGCAUUUAACCCAAAACAGUGGCCAGGAUUUUCAUUUGUACAUAGAUAAGCUUCCUCCAGUUUUAUGGCAUCCACUUGACACCUUAAAAGGGCCCAACUUUUAGAAAGUGUUGAGCAUAUGCCUUCUGAAAAUGGUCUGUUUAAGGGGUCUCAAGUUGGGCAGCGAAAAUCGGUGGUUGCUCUUGAAAAACCUUAGUUUAAUUGUUACUCCCAUAGCUGACUUAUGAUUGUACUUGAAAGAUGAGCAUUUUUGGCAAACUUAUUUUAAAGGUACGUUUUUGUGGUGUUUUAAUAGAGAAUAGGUUUCAUUGCUCUUAUUUAUUCAUAAUCUUAUUUUCCACUAACUCCUCGCUCCUGCUUACACAUGAGUAACUGUGCAGGACUCAUGCUCGCUUACAUGCAGAACGUUACUCUUGUGCAUAAAAGUGUGCAGGAGCAGAGUAUCGGUUUACAGUUCUGUAAGACAACUCAUCUUGAAUUGUAAGAGUUGCAUUCUGACCACAAGGAAACUGUCAAUCACAGUGCAAAAUAAGCCCUUGGAAAGUGAAACCUUAAACAGGAGAACAGCAGAAUCAAAACCUUUUUGUAAAGCAAAGCCAACAAACAGCAGCUGUUUGUUGUCCAAUUGGUAUGUAUAAAUGAAGUGUCCUAAAACCUAAAGUUGAGUGGAUUUUAGUCCUUUGGGGACUUUGUUUGCUGCUAUGAAAUCCUAUGCUUUAUUUUGUGCUUCUGUAGAAAAGAUCUCCGUGCGUUCAAAAAAGCACAUCUGACCUUCAGUUCUUUUUUUGUGGGCUUUUUUUUUUUUUGCAAGCUAGGUUUGUGGAUGGCUCCGCUUAGCCUUUAUAUCUCUUCUUCUUACAAUGUGAUGUUGAAUCCAAUGUUUACAAAGUAGAGGUACUGGGUUUGAGGCAAGGAAAACCUUUGACUGUUCUCCCCAAAUUAAUCCAACCACUGUCGCAAAUACAGGGUCUGAAUUUUAAAUGUCUAAUAUUUGGUCCAAAUUAUCUACUUUAGGUGCAGUAAUAUUGUAGAAGAUUGAAAAGCUUUUGUUGGUCUAAAGAGCAAAAGCUGAACUUGUUGCUGAACUAUAGAUGCUGAAUUUAUUAACUAAUAGCCAGUUGCCCACCUGUUGGGACUAGGUGGCUAACAUUACAAUCAAUGAAAAACCUAGCAGGAUUUUUCUGGUUUUAGAAAUGUAAGUGAAUAAUAAUCCCAUCCCCUUUGAAGGGCAAUCAGUGUGGAAAGGUUGAUUCUACCUGAGAACUGUUCACCUACUAGUCAAACAACAAACAUUUAAACAUUCCUAAAACUGAUACUGCAGCAGACAGUAUUUCUCUAUUUGCUUGUUUUUUGCAUUUGACAACUUUGAAUAAGAUCAUUUUUGCUGUUUCUCCUGUUUUUUUUGUUUGUUUGCUAUGUGAAAAACCCAUACAAAAAAACCCAGACAAUGUGGAAGAACCC
Molecule: messenger RNA, 3152 nt
Organism: Gopherus flavomarginatus (Mexican gopher tortoise)
Lineage: Eukaryota; Metazoa; Chordata; Testudines; Testudinidae
Gene: SLC25A37
Product: solute carrier family 25 member 37
Exons: 6
Coding region: 309-1130 (273 amino acids)
Biological process (GO): iron import into the mitochondrion
Cellular component (GO): mitochondrial membrane
Molecular function (GO): ferrous iron transmembrane transporter activity
Source: RefSeq, a predicted model, not a curated record